Messenger RNA from Mycena indigotica, 702 nucleotides. Its product is annotated as BTB domain-containing protein. Bases 1 to 702 code for a protein of 233 amino acids. Lineage: Eukaryota; Fungi; Basidiomycota; Agaricomycetes; Agaricales; Mycenaceae. The record is from RefSeq and is a predicted model, not a curated record. Gene Ontology annotation, molecular function: protein binding. The transcript is spliced from 2 exons.
AUGUCGAUGUCAGAACCACCCUCGAAGCGGCAAAGAACAGACGACGAGGACCGGCGCUCCAUGGUUAUUCGCUCGAAAGACUUCUGGUUCGACGACGGAAACGUUGUCUUGCACGUUCAGUCCAUGCAAUUCCGCCUGAGCAAAUCGGUCCUCGCAAUGCAUUCGCCCGUCUUUCGCGAUAUGUUCUCUCUCCCAUUACCUCUAGAAGAGCCUUUGGUUGAGCGAUGCCCUGUCGUGGUCUUGUUUGGGGAUACGAGUGAGGACUGGGAGUAUCUCCUCCGGGCGAUUUUUCCCAAAGAGCUGACUCAAAACUACUCCACUUUGUGCAGGUGGUUCCACGAUGGCGGCGCGGACAGCGCCCCAUCUGUGCCCGAGCUGCGCGCGGUCCUGCGUCUCAGCAAGAAAUACGACAUCGCCGGUUUCCGAAAGCGCUGCGUGAAGGUGCUCAAGGACGUCUUUCCGAGCAGUUUUGCGCAAUACGAUGACGAUCGUUGUCCGUGUUUAGGCUCAGGCGCCAUAUCCCUCCCAGCCCACACCGAUGAGACUGAAUUCAAUGUUCAAAUCAUCAACCUUGCACGCGAAGUCGGGCUCUAUUCCAUCCUCCCCCUUGCAUUCUAUGGCCUUAUCCAUGCGCAGGCGGGAGAACCAGACGUAUGUGAUAUCCUGGUUUCCUUCCUCCUCUCGAUACUCUACAGGACUUAG